Molecule: messenger RNA, 1610 nt
Organism: Phyllopteryx taeniolatus (common seadragon)
Lineage: Eukaryota; Metazoa; Chordata; Actinopteri; Syngnathiformes; Syngnathidae
Gene: dap3
Product: death associated protein 3
Exons: 13
Coding region: 286-1473 (395 amino acids)
Biological process (GO): apoptotic process
Cellular component (GO): mitochondrial ribosome; mitochondrial small ribosomal subunit
Molecular function (GO): structural constituent of ribosome
Source: RefSeq, a predicted model, not a curated record
CGGUUCCUGGAAACGUCACUUCCUGUGAUCCUGUCAGGCAGGCUGCGUGAUGGCGGCCACCACGACGUAGCUGGCACAUUGACUUCUACCGAGAAGUGCGUGCGAGUUGUCCUCCACGUUAUCCUUGAAUGUAAACGAGUGGAUGGCAUUAUUAUAAAAUUUAAAAAAAUGAAUACUGAGCGUGCCGGUAAAUGUAUUUGUGUGCUUGCAAUUGGUAAAAUAUUCGUGUUGUCUGUAACUUGCUAGCCUCCUAGCUCUCUAGCUGCUACGUGUUUACCUAAGAAGAUGGCUCUUCAUAGAAUGUCCCUCAGGCUUCGACAAACGGUUACACAUGUUCGGUGGCUUCAUACAAGUGGAUCGGGCCAGCAGCAGGAGGCCUUGGCGGUUGAGACAGAACCUGAACCCUUCUCAGUUUUCAGAACACAGGAGAAUGAUCCAGCUUGUCAGUCAGAGAAACAUAUUGGACAGUUUUACAAUAUACUGUCUGCGCACAUCCGCACCCUCUUCCCUCAUGGCCUCCCCCGACGUUAUCAGCAGCAGGUGAAGACGUUCACCGAAGCCGCAGUGAUGGUGAGGCAGCCCGCACUGGAGGUCAUCUCCUACCUAAAGGAAAUGGACAUGAGCAAACCUGCACAGCGAUAUAUGUUCUACGGAUUAAAGGGCGGCGGCAAGACGAUGUCUCUGUGUCACGCCGUCCACUUUUGCUACACGCAGGGAUGGCUGGUGCUGCAUAUACCUGAUGCUCACAGCUGGGUUAAGAACUGCAAGGAGCUGCUGCCUUCAUCUUUUAAUGCCUCUCGCUUCGACCAGCCUUUACAAGCCACCGAGUGGUUGCGCAACUUCAAAAUCACCAACGAACCCUUCCUGUCCAAGAUAAAGACAAGGCAACGCUAUGUGUGGACGAAAAGAGAGCUCACAGAGCAGGGAAGCCCUCUUGGCGAGCUGGUGGAUCAGGGCAUCACUCGCGUGAAGAGCAGCAGUGAUGUGGUGGGGGCACUGAUGAAGGAGCUGAGGCAGCAGAGCGGGCAGCCGGACUGUGACUUCCGCCUGGUCGUGGCCGUGGACGGCGUCAACGCCUUGUGGGGCAAGUCCAGCAUCAAAAAGGAGGACAAAAGUGCGGUGGAUCCAGAUGAGCUCACGCUGGUAUAUAACCUGAGGAAGUUGAUGAGGAACGACUGGACGGGAGGCGCCAUCAUCACCACUCUCUCUCACACGGGGGCUGUGUACCCGCCCAAAUUGGCCUACUUGCCUCAGGAGCUGCUGGGAGAGAGGGGCUUUGACAACAUGGACCCAUUUGUCCCGGUGUCUGUGCCCUACUACAGCGAGAAGGAGUUUGAGAGCUGCUAUCUCUACUACAUGGAGCGCAACUGGCUGCAGCAUCCAAAGAGCCGAACAGAAGAGGGCAAGAAAGAGCUCAUCUUCAUGACGGACAGGAAUCCAUCGUUAAUGGACAGAAUUUGUGCAUUCCUAUGAAGUGUCAGACAUCAACCACUCACGUCACACAAAAAUAUCUGCGACCUAGAAAUGCAGAAACUCAAUAUUCAUGUCUAUAAUGUGUAUCUCUAAAUUAUUCAAUCACCAUGUUUGCUAAUAAAAUGUUUAAAAAGCCA